UGUCACUCGUGAUAUGUUGGUAUCUUCCUCCACGGCCCACCUCGACGACACACUACCGAACUUCACCAGCCGCUAUAUACCCAUUGCAUGCCCAUUGCCCUCCCAAUCCGUGAUUGACCUUGUCGAUUCUCCAGCAAUAAACGUUUCGAUUGAUGGUAAGGAGGUCCUGCGUGAUCGAGGAGACAAGGCGCCGUGAUAUGGUGAAAUUAUAUGAAGAUCUGUAUUACACAACACCAUGUACCCGGGGCUUUAUAGCACGCCUCCCUUACUUGAUCUUUCUCUGCUUUUAACCUACUCCUUGGCCUUCAUUCCUCUGUGCUCUGCGACACCUGAGCUUACCGUAUACUCAAACUACUUCGAUCCAGCACCGUCUCCAGAGGACGGCCCUCCGUUGUCUGCCAAAGCGCUUCGCAACCCAGCUUAUCUUCCAGCUCAAAUUGGUGCGAUUGUAGGCGCAUAUGCCCUAUCAGUUGUCAUAGUUGCCUUAAUCCUAUUAUCACUCGCGAAACAGCGUCGCAAGCGCAUAACAGCAGGAGAGGCUGGUCUAGAUAACUACCAGGAAUACGGACUUCAGUUCGCAUUUCCCCCAGGGCUCAAACCCGGUGACAAUCCUCAGAACUUUCCUUACCCUCCUCAGACACCCAAGUCGCCCUUCAAAAACUUCUCAUACCCAACGCCACCAACGCCAUCAGGGGAGCAAGGUCGGACACCAUAUACAGUUUCCGGCUCCUUUUCGACAUACUCAACGAGCACUCUUGGCAUCAACCCUCUAGUAGACCAUAGAGUUGUUGCUGCGGACCACGAGAUGGCCCAACAGCAGCUGGAGGAAAUGUACAAAUAUGUGUUGGAGCACGAGGCUGCCAAGGAGGCUGGCACGCCCAUCGAACGGCCGCCGAGCCCUCUGGCCAAACAAACGCCGCCCGUGGCCCCGCCAAAGCAGGGCAUCCUGAAAAGGGGCAAGAACAAGCCUGCAAACUUGGAACUUGGCCAAGGUGAACCAGAGAAGCAGUCCCGAACAUCGGCAUUCCUGUCGGCUCUCAAAUCUCCAAGGAAGAAGAAUAAUACGAAGGGCAUCAGCAUCUCCUCCCCUAUCCUAACGCCCAUGUCAGGGACCUUCCCUCGACAGGACGAACAGGAGAUGAAUGUAAUACCUCCUCGUCACUAUGCGCCUGCUUCGCCGCCACCUGUUCCCACAGACCAGCCUGCAUAUUUGCAGUACGCGAGGCACACUGGGCCGGUGGCACCUAUCACCCCUCCAGAUCUAUCACCAGAGAGCACGCAAAGUAUAGAUGAGCGUCUUGGUGCUCAAUUCGGCCACAACCGGUACGAUUCCCAGGCCCCGACCGAGGUAGAUCCAGUGUCAGCAACCUCAGACCGAUCAACGGCGCCCCUUGUCGGUUUACCAAGUUCGCCCAAGCCUAGCACGACUCGGUUUCCUUCACUCCCAAGCUCGCCUAAGCCUGGGGCCACGUUCCCAACAUCGCCGCGAUCUGGGCAAUUUUCUCGGCCUAAUGCCCCCUCGGCCGUUCGCACCGGAGGCACACUUCCCCUCCGUGCGUAUGAGCCAGCAUUGAGCUCUCCAUCAGCGCAGACCACCAAACAGACAACCUUUGAGCGGGCGAUUCCCUUAUCUCCUGGCGCGCAGACGCCCUGGACGGGUGCCCCUGUCCCCUACUCGCCGUAUCAACCGUUCUCACCUGUGGUACCAGUCACACCGUCACUGGUGACCAAGGCUGACCGUAAGCGGAUGAAGCAACUUCAGCCGAAGACGCCAACCAUGUCGAUGGUGCAAAGUUCCGAUGAGAUGUGGUAGGCGAUGGAUUUGGGAACUGAUAGGGUUAAUAUGUCCUCAGGACGCUAGGAGCGGCGGUGUUCAUGGGUUAUUGGAAGUUAUUGGGUAUGUAAUGAUGAUGUUACAAGGAUUGUCACGAUCGACACGGGGUUUUAUUGUUUUUCAGGGUUGAUGAUUUGCCAAAUAGGCUGAGCUGGGAUAUCAGGUAGGACUGAGGAAAUGAUGUUAUCACUUAUACCACGGGGAGGGAGUCUUAUUGGAGUCAAUUGUACACUAUCAGCCAACCAGUCAUUCCAGUGGGCUGUCAUCAACAAGAUUUUUAGAUUCGCUGUCUUCGAUAGACGAAAAUAUUGUUUUUGGAAAAACUUAUUCAAGGCUCAAAGUCCACCCCCUGAACAAUAUUGUGAUAAAUCUGCUUGUCCCCUGCGUAUUCCUGCCUGGUUGGUUACGAAUUUGUUUGGUCCAGAUUGACUAUGGAGGCAAUCUCUUCAAUGAGAACUAUCCCGAUAUUCUCUUCUCUAGCAAAAUUUGGAGUAUGUAAGUGGUGUUACAAUUCUUAAUGCCUGUGAGGUAAAGAUAAUCAUCCUCACACUACCU
Molecule: messenger RNA, 2389 nt
Organism: Xylaria bambusicola
Lineage: Eukaryota; Fungi; Ascomycota; Sordariomycetes; Xylariales; Xylariaceae
Exons: 1
Coding region: 236-1813 (525 amino acids)
Source: RefSeq, a predicted model, not a curated record